AUGACAUCUGCUACUCAGAUCUCCCAGGUCCUCUUCAUGAUCCAGCUCCCGCCCCACAGCUACCUCUGCCUGAACCGAGAUAGCGAUAGUGAUCCUGAUAGUCUGGGGCCAAGUCCCAUCGUGGUCCUGGAGCUGCGCGGCUUCAGAGUGGACUCAGUUGCGAUAGGGAUUAGAUCCCUUCGCUACCACGGCGACACCAACGUCAACCCGGCGUUUCGCUCCAUCGGCCCGAAGAGGCCAUGGAGACGCCCAGAACACAGCUGGAAGGUGAAGGAUUCACCGACAUUGCUCCCGAGCGCGAGCCCGGCAAGCCGGGGCCCAGGCCGUGUUGGCGCCAUGGCGUCAGGGCUUAGUUUGGCUUUGUGA
Symbiodinium necroappetens is the source of this 366-nucleotide messenger RNA. The record is from the annotation of a GenBank genome assembly. Lineage: Eukaryota; Dinophyceae; Suessiales; Symbiodiniaceae.